Clonostachys rhizophaga is the source of this 2022-nucleotide messenger RNA. NCBI's taxonomy places the organism in Eukaryota, Fungi, Ascomycota, Sordariomycetes, Hypocreales, Bionectriaceae. The record is from the annotation of a GenBank genome assembly.
CUGGAAGCCCACGGAAUCAUGGCCAGUGACAACAGCUCCCGUUCAGACCCGCGGCGGCCCGCCGGCAUAGAUGACCCGGGCUAUUCGCAGCCGUCAUUCAAACGUCAGAGAACUGCUCUGGCUUGUAACAGUUGUCGAGUGUCUGAUGGGCACGAGGCUAGACUGACCUCCAUAGAGCAAACGCUGCAGCUUCUUUUGGAGGAGAACCGGCAGAGGAAUAGACAACAAGCUGCCUCGGGGGUGGCUGACUUUUCGUCCAUUGACUCCCAGUGCGGUACAUAUGCAACUUCCCAGGCUCAGGAAGGAGACGCAGCGGCUGCGUCUCAUUACGGGAAUUCCGUCGCCAAUAUCCCAGAAGAUGACACUGUUGAUGGCAUGGGGGCCAUAAAAUUUGCGGAUGAGCAAGAGUCUGGCUUCUUUGGGCCGUCGUCCACCGUGGCCUUUAUAAAGCAGAUUGCCGGUGCAGUUGCUACUGCAUCUUCUGUUGCCUCAGGCCCAGGACCUGAAGAUCACGUCCUCCCUUCCGAGAGCCGAGUCAACGGCGAGCUGCUACGCGUUUCUAGACCUGCAUCGCCCGUAACUAACCCCCAGGUCUUCAACGGCGCAUCAGACAUUGUCGAUGUGUACAUCUUGCCCCCAGAGGCAGAGACGCUCCAUCUCGUAAGCUUGUUUUUCAGGGACACCGGCAUGCUGUUCCCAUACAUUCACGAGCAGUCAGCACUCGACGGAGUCAAAGCUGUGAAGAGAGGCGGCUUUGGCUCGGCUCGACGCUCGUGGCUGUGCCUGCUCAAUAUGAUUUUGGCGUUCGUGACCUGCAUCAGUACCCAACCUAACCAACCUGUGGAACAAAGCGCGGCCGACUCAAAUGUCUACUUCAAGCGGGCUCAGAAACUCUCUGGAAACCUGACCUUCAAGAAUGUCAACAUAGAGAUUGGUAAGAACAGCCUGCCCUCUCCCGGUUUCCCGUGCUUGCUAAAGAGUUUUUGUGCAGUCCAGUAUCUGCUUCUGAUGACCCAGUACCUGCAGGGAACGCAGCGCUCGGCCCAGACGUGGAAUGUUCACGGGUUGACAGUCAAAGCUGCGCUGCAGCUGGGGCUCCAUGUUGAGAAUGCCUCGCCUGGGUUCAAUGCUGUCGAGAGAGAGGUCCGGAAGCGUACCUGGUUCGGAUGCAUCAUUUUGGACAGGACAAUGAGCAUGACCUUUGGGCGGCCCCCGGCCAUUCCGACCCAAUACGUCCGGAUGGAGUUGCCCGUAAGCGCUGAUCUUGGGUCAUUGACCUCUGGGGACGGAUUCCAGCCCGAAGAUGGAGGUGGUACUUCUACAGCCGCGUUCUUUGUUGCCACCAUCACCCUGUACCAAAUUCUUGGCGAUAUCAUUGCAAAUCAGUACGACCAGAACAUUGGGACUUCGACCAAUACCUCCCUAUCAUGCUUGUUGGAAAAUACAAUCAGAUUGGAGGGCCAGCUUCUAGCGUGGAAACGCGGCCUGCCUGACACUCUUAGCCGAAGGCCGUGGGAUGUGAAGUCAGGGGACUCUGGAGCUGACGUUGUUUUUGACAAAUUGUCCGUCAUUCUCGAGCUGAGGUAUCUCAACAUCCGCACUCUGCUCCAUCGGCCGGUCCUCGCGAGGUAUCUGGAGCAGCUGCGACCUGAUGGUCCAGACCAAAAUGAGAUGUUGUGGAUGCAGCGCUUUGGGCAGCCAUAUCUCGAGGCGUGUAUUGAAUCCGCCUCGGAAAUCAUCACCAUCGCCCACAACCUCAGUGAUACACCAUCGACGCUCGGAGCUUGGUGGUUUUCCACCUAUUACACUUUCAACGCAGCACUGAUUAUCUUCUCGGCACUGCUCAUUCAUGCCAACGAAAAGUCAUGGCUGUCUCAGAGUGACAUCCGCACCACAGACCUCCGUGCCAGCCUACAACUGGCUGCACAAGCUCUCCGGAAACUUGGGAAUGGCGCGAGGCUCUCUAGGAGGUGUUGCAAAUUUUUGGCAGUUCUCGUGCGGACAACGGCAGUAACCGGUUAG